UUGCGGGUGACUUUCAUACGGUUUUCCAGACGGUCUCUGUCAGUAUCUGAACGCCCGUGUACAACAGUUUCUACCAAAUGAGACGCAACAUUGGUUGAGGUAGAAUUUUAAAAGUAAACAGGGAUUAAGAAACAAAAUUUAUGCUGUCUUAUUUUGGAUUCUUUGAAACUAUGAUUCGCAUUGUCGCAUAUCUUUUCUACUGUCAUUCUUGGAAAACUUUAUUUUAAAACAUCGACUUUUCCACUUUUACCCUGCACAUUUCUCGUGUCUCAUACGAAGCUUAUCACAGGAGUUUGAAUAUCCGUAUUAGGUCAUGAAACAGAAGCGCAGAAGCAACCGAUGGCGAUGGACAUGUCUGAGUCAAUUCUACUUAAUUUAUAAAUUUAUUUAUAUGACAGUUUUAUUACAACAAAUAUUAUUUACAUAAGACUUCUGAUGUCUGAUAAUAGUUUCCAUUUGAAAAAUUAAAAUAAGUUUCUGUUUGAUUUUUAUCGAUUUUUUUGGCAAUAGAAAUCUGACAUCUAACGGAAUCACACGGCAACGUAGAUUCUUGUGUCAAAACAUGUGCUCUUCAGCCGAACUUCAAAUAAAAUAAAACUGUAAUAUCUUUGUUGUGCACGUUCGCAGAAAGCACAUCAACAAAAAAACAAAACAAAAAAACAAAACAAAACAACAAAGAAACAAAAUCUUUGUUGUGCAACUCGAAAGAUUUAAAGAACGCAUCAGAAGCAUGUCAAAGUUAGAAAACAGAUCAGAAGUUCAGGACAUCAUAGAAAUUGAUGUUUCACAAGAUGGUGAUGUGUGCAACCAAGACGAGUUAAAUACGCUGUAUCAGCAACCAUAUUUCUGUUCGGCUCGGAAAGCUGUUGGACUUGAAAAAUUAUACAUUCUGCAUGUAGAUUGUGAAUGGAAAUCAAAAAAGCUUGCAGCAGCUUUGUCAAAUCAUUCAGUUCACCUUACAUCUACUGAUACCCUGGACAAAAUUUCAACUUUCAUAGCCCAUGACCAGACCAUUGUUGAUGUUCAUUUUGAUCCUGUUAACCUCAAUUGUGUUCUUACUGGAUCUAGUGAUGGCAGUAUCAGAGUUUGGGAUAUAAGGAACCCUGAAAAAUGUUCGCAAGAGUUUAGAGAUGACACUGACCAAAAGAUAAAACCAUUUUUGUCUUUUGACAUCAACUGCAAUGGAACACUUUUAUGUGGAGGUACAGAGAAAGUGAAAAGUGAUACCCAUUUAUUCUUGUGGGACACAAGAUCCCCAAAAGUUUUGGCAGCUUAUUCAGAAUUCCAUGAAGAUGAUAUAUCUCAUGUCCAAUUUCACCCAACAUCACCAAACACAUUGGCAUCAUGUUCAACAGAUUGCCUGGUAAAUAUCUAUGAUUUGAAUGAAAAGGAUGAAGAUGAUGCCUUACAGUUUUGUUUGAAUACAGAAACAACAUGUGGGAGAUUACAGUGGCUUGGAUAUGAUAUGAAGACAAAACAAGAGAGCAUAUCAGUCACUACCAGUACAGAAAAUGUUCAAAUCUGGGACGUUGAAGAAGCAUCACCGAAACAUAUCUUUUCGCGAGAAAAAAUAGCAGAUGCGCUCAGGAGAAAGAAAUCUGAGACAUGUUUCGCCAUUCGAUGUUUUCAAAGGGGAGAAGGGCAAGAUCCUUUGUUACUUGCAGGUUCAAAUACGCCAAACAGGGGAUGCCUCAGAAUGUUAAAAAUGAGUGAAGGUGUACUGGAACCGUUUGCUAUUCUGUUCGAUGAGAAAGGCGGAAAUUCGCAAACGAUUCGUGGCGCCGCGUUUAAUCAAGUUAGCGGACAAGUUGUAUCAGGUGGCGAAGACGGGAUUAUUAACGUGUGGAUGCCAGGAGAAGUUAAGCAAGUGGCCAGUAAUAAUACGAGAAAGGUCAAGACGGAAGUUUUAUCCAAGAAAUUUGGCGGUGCACAUGGUAGUAAAAAGCCAUACUCAAAGUAAAUCUUUUCAAUACAUAAUGUAGCGCCACUAUGAUGUUCAAUGCAAAUGCAAAUGUGAAUACCA
Daphnia magna is the source of this 2023-nucleotide messenger RNA. RefSeq names its product WD repeat-containing protein 89. NCBI's taxonomy places the organism in Eukaryota, Metazoa, Arthropoda, Branchiopoda, Diplostraca, Daphniidae. The transcript is spliced from 8 exons. Gene Ontology annotation, molecular function: protein binding. Bases 731 to 1960 code for a protein of 409 amino acids. The record is from RefSeq and is a predicted model, not a curated record.